This is a messenger RNA of Monodelphis domestica (gray short-tailed opossum), 621 nucleotides long. It is a transcript of the gene CFAP141, whose product is annotated as cilia and flagella associated protein 141. Lineage: Eukaryota; Metazoa; Chordata; Mammalia; Didelphimorphia; Didelphidae. The record is from RefSeq and is a predicted model, not a curated record.
GGCCUAGGGUAUUAUUGGAGCCAUGCCUAGUAACCAGGGUAAUUGAGAUCAGUGAAAGGACAAAACAGGAAGAGCAACAGUCAACAAUGUCUAUCCGGCCUAGUAAGCUCCCAACAAACUUGAGAUCGUCCCUGACCUUGGACCAGGUUAUAAAGAUAGAAGAGAGUUACAAGAGGGUAGUAGCAUUUGAGAAGGCUGUUAAGAGUUGGAAAAAUACAGUGGUGCAGUGUGUAUGGCAGGAAACAAUGGACCAGAGGAGGAACCCUUAUGCCAUCCUGAAAAUGCAAGACACCGAGGAACAGGAGAUGGCAAUGGCCAACAAGCAGCUGCUGAUUGUUCGGCAAGCUGCCUUAAAUCAACUGUUUGAGAAGGAGCAGCGACAGUACCAGCAAGAGCUGAAUCAGAUGGGCAAAUCCUUCUAUGUGGAAAGACUCUGAAGGCAUCAGAGGCACUGUCCCUUUUUCUCUAACUGUUCAUAUUUCAGGGUGCCCGAGGCCUAAACUUUUCUCCCUAAGAUAAGUCUGGAUCAGGCUAUUUGCCUACGACCAGGCUGUCCAUUUUUCAUCUGUAAUUUUUUUAUUUUUUGGUAAAAGUGAUAUAUUAAAAGGCUGAUCAAGGCAA